UCUGUUCAGCCGUCGUGGGUUUCGCUUCCCGUGCGUUUUUUUUAAUUGUUCCGAAUUAUUCUGGUUUUAAAAAAAUUAAGUAGCCAACAGUGGACCAGCAGAGCAAGAACUAUAGUAAUUUGUCAAAAACUUUGACGAUAUUUGCAGUAGUUGGAGACCACAACAGCUGGCUCCAGGUGAUUCACAAGGUGCUCCAAUUCCACAACAGUUCGUUAAAAAUGGGGAAUCCCACUAACAUAUUAGAUUUGCCAUUGGAGAUUUUGGACCGAAUUUUGGAUGAGCUAAGUUUUAAAGAUAAGCUAAAACUAGCCCAAGCUGAUCAGGAUUUGCAAUCGGCUUUUGCCUAUCACUGCCGCAAUGAAUAUAAAAAAAUUUCAUCUCGGACUUUAUCGCUGGAGAAUUGGUCGGACUUCUUGAUGGUUUAUGGCCCAAACGUUGAUGAAAUAAAUGUUGAUAGCUUAGACGUUCAAUAUUUAAAAUUAAUCGAGCAACAUUGUUGCAACCUAAAGAUCAUAAGCGGGUUCUACUUAAAAGAUCACAAAUGCACUGCGGCCAAAAGUUUGAUUAGCGCAUUAAAAAGUCUUACGUCUAUGGAAAUAACCAUAACUAACGAUAACACAGCGGAAGUAAUUCAUAUCUUGCAAGAAGUUCCAAAUUUAAAAAUAUUAAGUAUCCAAUUUUUAGGAGAAACAUAUGAUGAGUCGGGAGUAUUGAAACAACCAUCAAGCUUAGAAAAAGCUCACAUACACAAAUUAAUCAAUUUGGAAGAUUUAACUAUUAGAUCGACUUUUGGUCACUCGGCAAUCAAAAUUGAGGAACUUUCAUCCCAUUUAAAAAUGCUUCGCAAGUUAAAUUUAUCUGGAGUAAAAUUUGGUUCAGCUCCUGAAAAUAUGGAGUUAAAUUUCCCCGCUUUAGAAGAGCUCUCCAUAAGUGAUUCACAUAUUGAUGUUGAGUUGCCAUAUUGUCCAAAACUUUGUUCUCUCAGAGUAUUUAAUUUACAAUACUCUUCAAGUAAUUUUUUUGUUAAAUGGAUGGUAAACCAUAUAAAUACUUUAGAAUCAUUUGAGUCCGAUAGUGGGGUAUUCAAAAAAAACGUUUUGUUUAGUAUAUUUUCAUCAAAUUCGUUUGGGGAAUGGAAAUUUCCUGAAAUAAAACAUCUUGUUAUUCGAAAUUCUAAAAUAUGGUUCCCCCUACCAUUUUGUCCUAAGCUAAUAUCGUUGGAAUUCAGUUCGACGACCUUUUUCUCCAUGAACUUCUUUUUUAAAUGGAUUUCAAAGCACGGAACUACCUUACAAAAAUUAAGCAUAAGCUUUGAAUUAUUUAAAGAAAAAUGUCGCCUAACUAAACUUUCAAAAAUUCAAUCUCAAACAUGGAUACUACCUGCCUUGAAGGAUUUGAAUAUUACUUUUAACACAAUCUCUUACGAUUUACCAUAUUGUCCAAACCUUGUGUCUUUGAGUUUGGAAUAUGCUAAAUGUCGCUCAAUGGAUUACUUUUACAAGUGGAUCCUUAGGCACUCAAACAAUUUGCAAAGCUUGAAGUUGAGAGAAGAAUUAUUUGAAGAAAAUAAACUUCUUGAAUUUUUAUCAAAGUGCAACAAAAUACACAAACUUGAAAUUUCAGAUAAAACAAUUUCCUUUGAGUUUAUGAACUCGUUAGUUAACAUACUAAGAGAAAAUGGUGUCACAUCAAAAAAUCCAUUUGAAAUUACUAUUUCGCAUAAUGAAUUUCUGAAUAUACAACGUAUGUUGGCUGAAAUACCAAAUUCCGAGAUAUGUAGAUGCGUUGAGGCUUAUAAUAUUUUGGAAAUGCUUGAAAUUGAUGUCGAUGAGAGUUUUAGCGACGUAAUUAAUUUGACCUUAAAAUGGAUUUAAAAAU
Molecule: messenger RNA, 1878 nt
Organism: Drosophila gunungcola (fruit fly)
Lineage: Eukaryota; Metazoa; Arthropoda; Insecta; Diptera; Drosophilidae
Exons: 5
Coding region: 219-1874 (551 amino acids)
Biological process (GO): SCF-dependent proteasomal ubiquitin-dependent protein catabolic process
Cellular component (GO): SCF ubiquitin ligase complex
Molecular function (GO): protein binding
Source: RefSeq, a predicted model, not a curated record